Solanum tuberosum (potato) is the source of this 477-nucleotide messenger RNA. RefSeq lists its product as uncharacterized. The coding region runs from base 1 to 477 and encodes 158 amino acids. The transcript has 4 exons. NCBI's taxonomy places the organism in Eukaryota, Viridiplantae, Streptophyta, Magnoliopsida, Solanales, Solanaceae. The record is from RefSeq and is a predicted model, not a curated record.
AUGUAUCGCAACAUGGUGCACCUGGAAUGGGAUCUGUUUUGGGGCAAUUUCGAGUUCCAAUGCUUUUCUGGUGGUUUUGUUGGUGCAAGUGUAAUGGUAGUUUUAGAGAAAAGAUAUGAAGAAAUAUUGCGAGAAAAAACAGAUUCUCAGAAAGAUAUUGAUCAAUGUGAAGCAUAUUACGAAGCCGCGGGAGGAGAAAAAAAGAAAAAAAUAUAUGGUCUUGGAACUAAAGGAAAAAAUUACUAUGGGUCAAAAUCUUUUGUCUCUUCUGGAUCUAAUGCUUCAUCAUCAGUACCACUUUCGGUUUCUCAACCAGCAACAACCAAUAUGUCUGAGUUUGUGAUGCAAGUGAUUCCUGAACUUAUUGAUCACAUUCUUCUCGUAGUUCUUGAGCGGGUACAUGAAGUGAUUUCUUCACCACCUACUGAUAAUCCAUCAGGUGUGACACAAGUAGUUCCUCCUGCUAGUACAAAAUAG